Molecule: messenger RNA, 1323 nt
Organism: Paramecium tetraurelia
Lineage: Eukaryota; Ciliophora; Oligohymenophorea; Peniculida; Parameciidae
Exons: 3
Biological process (GO): protein phosphorylation
Molecular function (GO): protein kinase activity; ATP binding
Source: RefSeq, a predicted model, not a curated record
AUGGGAAACAAAUAAUCUUAGGAAUCUUUGGCAAGUUCAAAGUCAGAUAUUAGACCCUUAGACGUUAAGAAAUGCAUUAGUAUAAAACGAGACCCUGUUACUGGAAAAUUGAUUGGGGUUCCAAAGGAAUGGGCCUCUCAUCUUGAUGCUGAUCAAUAAUAAAUCGUAGAGACGAAUAGACUGCCUGAAGAAGUUAGAACUCAUAAAUUACCAGAGUGUAUAUAAGAAAUCCAGAAUUCCACUUAGAACUAAAAGAAUUUGUAACAAGAGUUAAAAAUCGACACAAACGCGGAUUUAUGUCUGGCAGGCCUUAAUGUUGAAAUUGAAAAAGAGAUAUAUAAUAGUGGCAUAAGUAGGAAUGAAAUUUAAAAGGACACCUUGAACUUCAUAUCAAUACUUGAAAUAUAUGAUGGUAAAGAAUUAUCAUUUAAAUAAAACUUUAAUGAGGUGACGUAAACUGAAUUUUUGAUUGAAAAUCCUGCUUAAAAAUAUAUAUUUAAUGAAUAAAUAGAAAGAGGAGUAAAUUGUAAACUUUAUAAAAUCAUUGAUAGACAACUAAAUAAGGUUUUGGUUGCUAAAGUAUUUAAAUUUCAUGAAAAUUUUAAUUGUUAUAGAUUGAAGAGAGAAAUAUCUUUAAUUCAACACUUAGAUUGUCCUUGUAUUGUGAAAUACCAUGAGGCUUAUCUUUAUAGUGGAUGUUUCUUCAUAGUAUAGGAAUAUAUGAAAUUUGGGAACCUCAGAAAAUUGAUUAGAGUUUUUGAUAAGAAAAUUGAUGAGUCAAUCAUUGGAUAUAUACUUUAUCAAAUAAUGUUAGGCUUAAAGUAUUUGCAUUUUAAAGGUAAGAUCCACAAACAUUUAAACUCCAAGAAGGUUUUAAUUAACGAAAAAGGAGAAGUCAAAUUAUUAAUUAUGGAUUACAAAAUCGAAUUCAAAAAAGACAAAGAUCCUUAUUGGAUUGCCCCAGAAACAUUGGAAUAAUAAAUAAUAGAAGAGAUCUCUGACAUUUGGUGCUUGGGAAUUAUAGGGUAUGAACUCUCAGAAGGAGAUCCUCCAUAUUUUGAUUAGCAUCCGAUUAGAGUGAUGUAUAACAUAAUAAAUUUACCACCUCCCAAGAUUAACAAAUAAAGAAGCAAAAUAUUUCAGGAUUUCACUCAAUUAUGUUUGAUUAAAGAUCAUGAAAAAAGAACUUCAUUAAAAGAAUUAAUGAAACACGAGUUUAUCAUUUAAAAUAAGGAAAGUGGUAGAUAGAGGUUGAUCGAAUUAAUUAAGAGAAUGAGUUAAGAUUAAAGAUCCAAAUUGAAAAAAAGCACUAGUUUAAAAUGA